UUGUGUGUGUGAGAGAGAGAGAGAGGCAGUGGGGUGAUAGGGCAACUUUUACACGACAUCUGGGAAAAAAAAACCCAAAAUAAAGUGCGUUUUGCCUUUUAAGGGAGCUGUCCUCUGCAGAUUUUGACUCCGUUUUCCCUCCCUUAUGAUGCAACCCAGCUCUGACGCUCCGGUAAUGUUGCCAGUCUCCAGUUACUGGUGGUGACUGGAGAUUAUUGCAUUGCAACUUUUUACGCUUUUGGGGUAAUUAUUAUUAUUUUUUUUUCUCGGUGUUGCCAACUGCCUUUGCAGCACCUCAACAACCGGGACAGGCCGGUUGACCGACUGCGCCACUCUGGCCCCGAUGCAUCCCGGAGCCGCCUCUGUCUGUUCCGCCUCGCCCCGCGGAGUGGUCGGUGAAAUCGAGCAGCCGAAACCGGGGCCCGGGGCCGACUCGCCGGACCUAGACGGCUCGGUAACGACGACUUACCGGGAUUUCGUGACCAGCACCUACCUCGACCUGAUGACCGCCAACCAGCACUCGGUGCACGCCUUGAACUGGAGGAAGCUGUACCUGAGCCGGGCCAAGCUGAAAGCGUCCAGCCGGACAUCUGCGCUCCUCUCCGGGUUUGCGAUGGUGGCCAUGGUGGAAGUGCAGCUUGACAACGACUACGAUUACCCCAGUGGUCUGCUGAUGGCGUUCAGCGUGUGCACGACGGUGCUGGUGGCCGUCCACCUCUUCGCCCUGAUGGUCAGCACAUGCAUCCUCCCCCACAUCGAGGCGGUCAGCAACAUCCACAACCUGAACUCUGUGUGCGAGUCUCCCCAUGAGCGAAUGCACCACUACAUCGAGCUGGCCUGGGGCUUCUCCACCGCCCUGGGCAUCCUGCUCUUCCUGGCCGAGGUGGUGCUCCUGUGCUGGGUCAAGUUCUUGCCCCUGGGAGCCCCCUCCUCUCCCGCGGGGGGUCCAGGAGCUGGCUGGAGCGUGGCGCUGGUCUCCACUGUGAUCAUGGUCCCCGUGGGUUUUGUGUUCGUGGCUUUUGCUCUUCACUUUUACAGGAGUCUGGUCGGCCACAAGACUGACCGCCACAGGCAGGAGAUCGACGAGCUGAACCAGAUCAAGUAUCAGCUUGAUGGGGCAGAUACUGUUUAAUACAGGGGUGGAGGGAGAACAGAAUAUUUGAAUAAAAGUAAGCGAUUUUAUUAGCAGUGAAGCCUGUUUAAUUCAUCUAUAAACCGGCGCUACUUUGUAGUCUGGUUUUCAGCUCCUACCCCCCCCCCCUCACUGAGACGAAUGGCGCGUUCCAAUCCUCUACAAUCCGGAACCGGUCUGUUCCGGAAUCCGGAAUCUGCUCUUCGGAUAUCUGUGCAUGUUCUUUUAAUGAGUUUAUAAUUCAGGGCAAAUUAAAAUAAACACAAUCUCUAAAUUAGGGCAUCUGCAAUGGAGCGAGGCUGGUAGAAUGGGACCACAGCGUGCCAACUAUACCCUCAAUGAUCUUCAGUGGCAAUGCAGACAGACAGUGGCACAAGUGUAGGGCAGCUGCAAUGUACCACCAUGUGCUAACUGUACCCUUACCAAAUGAAAUGACAUUCAAAGUACCAUCCUUUUGUUAUUUUUUGACAUGUUAGAGGUUUUUAAAUAACUUGGUACAGCCGUCUCCGCGUAUAGGAACACACCUCCUGAGAGAACACUUCUCCUAAGCGAACACCCUCGUGGUGAAGCUGAUUUUUCCCAUUGUAAACGCUCCGGCUAAAGGAACAGAAAGUUCGCUUGGAACAAUAUCUUCUUGGAACCGCUAGCGAUUUGUUCACAACGGAUACAGUACUGUUUUGUAACCUGUUAAUUCCUCAUCACACUUAACGGUUUAUUCGGUUAGUUUGAUAACGUUAGUUUGUCUGUUAUUUUAUUAUUACAGUCUUAUUUACACUUGCCUGUUGCUUUUCUCAUACCUGUUCAGUUCAAGUUGAUGCACAUGCAUCAU
Molecule: messenger RNA, 1961 nt
Organism: Polyodon spathula (Mississippi paddlefish)
Lineage: Eukaryota; Metazoa; Chordata; Actinopteri; Acipenseriformes; Polyodontidae
Product: calcium release-activated calcium channel protein 1-like
Exons: 2
Coding region: 344-1132 (262 amino acids)
Biological process (GO): store-operated calcium entry
Cellular component (GO): membrane
Molecular function (GO): store-operated calcium channel activity
Source: RefSeq, a predicted model, not a curated record